Messenger RNA from Conger conger (European conger), 6634 nucleotides. It is a transcript of the gene map3k15, whose product is annotated as mitogen-activated protein kinase kinase kinase 15. Gene Ontology annotation, molecular function: MAP kinase kinase kinase activity; ATP binding. The record is from RefSeq and is a predicted model, not a curated record. The transcript has 29 exons. Gene Ontology annotation, biological process: protein phosphorylation; MAPK cascade; cellular response to stress. The coding region runs from base 225 to 4211 and encodes 1328 amino acids. Lineage: Eukaryota; Metazoa; Chordata; Actinopteri; Anguilliformes; Congridae.
UAGACAAACUACCUGACCCGAGAAUAAUUGUGAUGCGCACGAGAUGACAAUGCGCAAGAUGCAGGGUAGCAUAAACACGCGCCUCCCUGGGCGUAAGGUGCUCGUACCGCAAACCGAGUGAAGCACCGUUUUCAGGAGAGAACUCGAAAUUUCGUGGCCUACAGGCAAAAAAGUUAAGGAAUAAGGAGGUGGGAAAAUAACACGGAUCAACUGACUGAAUUGCGAUGGAGGUCGCACCUUGUCAGCCUGCAGCGGAGACCGGAGGUGACCACUCCGCAAGCAUUUUGAUGACAGCGGGCGUGGAGAGAGCGGAGGUCGCCAGCCCCAGCCUGCUGUCCAAGCAGCGCUCUCUCCGGGCGGUUUAUGUGCUUAAUGAUGGACUGAAGGCUGUGGCUGCUAAUAGUCCAGAAUCCGGUGCCCUGCAGUGCCUUCAGCGAGCGUGCGACGCCGAGAGUGCAAUCCUGACCACAGUGACUUUCGGUCGACUGGACUUUGGGGAGACUACGGUAUUGGACACGUUCUAUGAUGCAGACAUUGCUGUGGUGGACAUGAGUGAUGUGUUCAGGCAGCCAUCCCUCUUUUACCAUCUGGGUGUGCGGGAGAGCUUCGACAUGGCCAACAAUGUCAUCCUGUACCACGACACUGAUCCUGAUACUGCCCAGUCCCUAAAGGACAUGGUGGCGCAGAAAAACACAGCAUCCAGUGGAAACUACUACUUCAUUCCAUAUGUGAUGACGCCCAACAAUGAGUACAUGUGCUGCGAGAAUGACGCCCAGCGCAGAGCCUCAGAAUACAUGCAGCCCAGCUGGGACAACCUGUUGGGCCCUCUGUGCCUCCCCUUGGUGGACCGCUUUGCCAGCUUGCUCAAGGACAUCCAUGUCACCUCUUGUGCCUCCUUCAAAGACACGCUCCUAAACGACAUCCGAAAAGCACGCGAUAAGUACCAGGGAGAGGAGCUGGCCAAAGAGUUGUCCCGCAUCAAACUCCGCAUCGACAACACAGAAGUUCUGACCCAGGACAUUGUUAUGAACUUGCUCUUCUCCUACAGAGACAUACAGGACUAUGAUGCCAUGGUGAAGCUUGUUCAGACUCUGGAGAUGCUGCCCACCUGCGACCUGGCCAACCAGCCCAUGAUCCAGUUCCACUAUGCCUUUGCUCUCAACAGGCGGAACAGUCCAGGGGACAGGGAACAGGCACUGCGGGUGAUGCUCCAGGUGCUGCAGUCAUGUGACCACCCUGCCCCAGAUAUGUUCUGUCUGUGUGGGAGGAUCUAUAAGGACAUCUUUCUGGACUCUGACUGUAAGGACACUAAGAACAGAGACAAUGCUAUCCAGUGGUACCGUAAGGGUUUUGAAUUGCAGCCAACGCUGUAUUCUGGGAUAAAUCUGGCUGUCCUGCUUAUUGUCGCCGGGCAGCAGUUUGAGAGCUCUAUUGAGCUACGAAAAAUUGGGGUUCGUUUGAACAGCCUUUUGGGGCGGAAGGGGAGCUUAGAGAAGAUGAAUAACUACUGGGACAUGGGUCAGUUCUUCACAGUCAGCAUGUUGGCCAAUGAUAUCCCUAAAGCCGUACAGGCUGCUGAGAAGCUCUUCAAACUCAAGCCCCCAAUCUGGUACCUGCGCUCAGUCGUUCAGAACCUCCAGUUGAUCCAGCGUUUUAAAAAACAGAACCUGGAACAUUCACCUCAGAGGGAGAGGCUGAAUUUCUGGAUGGACAUAAUUGUAGAGGCUACCCGUGGCACCACCAAAGGACUCAGAUUCCCAGUGCUGAUCCUGGAGCCAACUAAGAUCUACCAGCCUUCCUAUGUAUCCAUUAACAGUGAAGCUGAGGAGAAGAUGGUGUGCAUAUGGCAUGUGUCUCCAGCAGAAACAAAAGGAAUCCAUGAGUGGAACUUCACAGCCACAUCGAUCAAAGGAAUCAGCAUUUCCAAAUUUGAUGAGCGUUGCUGCUUCCUUUAUGUGCAUGACAACUCAGACGACUUCCAGAUCUACUUCUCCACUGAGGACCAGUGUGGACGGUUCUGCUCCAUGGUGAAGGAGGUCAUUUCAGAUGGGUCUGGGAAUGCUGUUGAGUUGGAGGGGGAAGGGGAUGGAGACACGCUGGAGUAUGAAUAUGACUACAAUGAGAAUGGGGACAGGGUGGUGUUGGGACGGGGCACAUAUGGCGUGGUGUACGCAGGAAGGGACCUGAGCAACCAGGUGCGCAUCGCCAUCAAAGAGAUCCCAGAGAAGGACAGCAGGUAUUCUCAGCCCCUCCAUGAGGAGAUCGCUCUGCACAAGUACCUGAAACACAGGAACAUUGUACAGUACCUGGGCUCUGUGUCUGAAGAUGGCUACAUCAAGAUAUUCAUGGAGCAGGUCCCUGGAGGAAGUCUAUCUGCCUUGCUGCGAUCCAAGUGGGGUCCACUGAAGGAGGCCACCAUCAUCUUCUACACACGUCAGAUCUUGGAGGGGCUGCGUUACCUGCAUGAGAACCAAAUUGUCCACCGAGACAUCAAGGGGGACAAUGUUCUGGUGAACACCUACAGUGGUGUGCUCAAAAUCUCUGACUUCGGGACAUCCAAGAGGCUGGCCGGGGUCAACCCUUGCACUGAGACCUUCACAGGCACGUUGCAGUACAUGGCCCCUGAGAUCAUUGAUAAAGGGCCCCGUGGGUAUGGAGCCCCUGCAGACAUCUGGUCCCUGGGCUGCACCAUCAUUGAAAUGGCUACAGGCAAACCUCCUUUCCAUGAGCUUGGAGAGCCCCAGGCCGCCAUGUUCAAGGUGGGAAUGUUCAAGAUCCACCCAGAGAUCCCAGAAUCUCUGUCAGCCGAGGCCAAGUCCUUCAUCCUGCACUGCUUUGAACCUGACCCCAACAAGAGGGCCACGGCCGGUGACCUGCUGAAGGACCUGUUUGUGCGUCACAACAUAAAGGGCAAGAAGAACAAGAUCGCCUUCAAACCCUCUGACUACAUCCGCAGCGUGUCACUCCCAGUGCAGCUGCAGGUGGAAGCCACAGGCAGUAGCAGCGAACACGGCUCCGUCUCACCCGACUGCGAUGCUAAGCACGACGUCUUCUUCGACAAGAAGAAGCGCUCAGGGUCUGAGAACCUUAUCAAACCACCUAGCGGCAACUUCCUCAGCGUACCAGAUGAGGGCUCUGCUUCAGAGGACCGAAGUGCACCUCCUUCCCCGGAGGACCGGGACUCAGGCCUCUUCUUGCUGAAGAAAGACAGUGAGAGGCGGGCCAUCCUGUACAAAGUCUUAAACGAGGACCAGGACAAGGUGAUAUCCAACCUCAUGGAGAACCAUAUACAGGGUGGUGAGGAGUUAAAACUCUCGGUAGACCACAUCAAGCAGAUAAUCUGCAUCCUGCGUGACUUCAUCCGUUCCCCUGAACGACGUGUCAUGGCAACCACCAUCUCAAAGCUGAAGCUGGACCUGGACUUUGACAGCACCUCCAUCAACCAGAUCCAGCUGGUCCUAUUUGGAUUCCAAGAUUCAGUGAACAAGGUCCUGAGAAACCACCACAUUAAACCCCACUGGAUGUUCGCCAUGGACAACAUCAUCCGUCGGGCAGUGCAGGCUGCCGUCACCAUCCUGAUCCCAGAGUUGCAGACUCAUUUCGGCCCGGCGUCGGAGAGCGAGGGAGCGGACAAGGACGCAGAUGAGGUGGACGAGGAGGAGGGGGCGGAGUUUGGGGCAACAGAGCCUGUCGUGCCGGAGGACCCUGGGCUGACGUCGGGCGUCAGCACCCUGAGUUCCGUGCUGUCCCAGGAGUCUCAGCGUCAGCACCAUCCAUUGGGGGCACAGCUGGGGCGGCUCAAACAGGAGACUAGCCGGCUGCUGGAAGAGCUUGUGCAGAAAGAGAAGGAGUACCAGCAAGUGCUGCGGCAGACCCUCCAGCAGAGGGCGCAUGAUCUGGACCUUGUUAGAAUCAAGAGCCGACCGACUGAAAUGAUUCCGCCUGCCAUAUUUCACAUCCCAGCUGACAUGGAACCUGAUAAGGAGCUUGCUGAUUGGCUGAAGGAGCAGGGCGCAGACUCAGACACCAUAGAGAAGUUUGUGAUGGAGGACUACACUCUGAACGACAUUCUCAAUGAUGUCACCAAAGAGGACCUAAGAUACCUGAGACUACGGGGUGGGACCCUCUGUCGGAUUUGGAGGGCGAUUCAGAAACACAGAGGUCGGGAGCAGAGGAGACAGCAGAAGAGUGGAGAGAAAAUGGAAGGCUGACGGGACUCUUGUUUGUGACACUUGACUCCCACAGCAGAAUGGAGACACGUGCACAUACUCACAAGUGCAUGCAGAACUUACAUUAUGAUGCUCUCAUUGGGUAGAGUGCUCAUAUUGCCUUGUAUUUGAUGUGCUCUCUGCUUUCUCUCCCCCUGAUUGUUCAGAGAUGUUUUUUUCUCUUUGUUAUUUGUCAGCUGAACCCCCUCAUAAACAUAUUAAUCUAUGGUUAUGCUUCCAUUAAAAUGUCAAACUGAGUUUGUCUUGGAGUACUAAAACCCAUUCCUUCUCAUUCCCUCCUUUUUUAACAUUUCCCGGGGAACUGUGUAGAUUCUAGUGAGCCCCAAACUAUCAAGUAGAGCUUGAAUUUACUAUUCACAAAAAAAAAAAAAAAGGAAGCAGUCCAAGUGUGGGGUAGGCUUUGUGGCAAUUGUCAGUCAUUUCAUCACCCUUCAUGCACAUUGAGGUAAGAUAUCAUAUUUGUCUGAACUGUCAAUUUACUCAAUGUUAAGGGAAAGCAUUUUGUACUUGUUUUUACUAUAAUCUGUGUGCAUUUUAUUUUUUUAGCUGUUCUGAAUGCUCAAUGUGGUUCUCUGCUUUGCUUUCUUUAGGUUUAUGAAAUUAACGUGCUGGUUAUACUGUACAUACACUCAGCGAGCACUUUGUUGGGUAUUUAUUGGACUUAUGUUUUAGACUUAUUAAGUCUUCUGCUGCUGUAGCCUAUCCACUUAGAGGUUUGACACGUUGUGUGUUCAGAGAUGCUCUACUGCAUACCACUGUUGUAAUAUGUGGUUAUUUGCAUUACUGUCAUCUUCCUGUCAUCUUUGACCAGUCAGGCUCUCUGAGCUCUCUAAUUAACAAUGUGUUUUACCUGUGGAACUGCUUCUCACUGGAUGUUUUUUUAGUUUUUUUCACACCACUCUCUACAAACUCUAGAGACUGUUGUGUGUGAAAAUCCCAGGAAAUCAGCAGUUUCUGAGAUACUCAAUCCACCCUGUCUGGCACCAACAAUCAUUCCACGGCCAAAGUCACUUAGAUCACAUUUCUUCUUCAUUCUGACAUUUGGUCUGGAAACAGCUGAACCUCUUGACCACCUGCAUGCUUUUAUGGAUAUAGUUGCUGCCACAUGAUUGGCUGAUGAGCAUUAACAAGCUGGUGUACAGGUCUACCUAAUAAAGUGAUCACUGAGUGUAUAAACAUACAGCAGCUCAAUAGAAAUCUGCAUCCAAACCUCAUGUUCAACCAUUGUGUAUAUUAUGGUAACCACUGCUCCACACUGCUGCUCUGACUACUGACCUACACUGCUGCUCUGAUGACCACUUGUGAAAGACAGAGUUGGCUGUGAACUGUGCUCAGAGAUUAUUAGUUUCCAGACAUGGGGGCCAUUAACAGGGUAAGACUGAGGUGAAGAGUUAUCUACAUAUUCAAACUUUACCAACUGGAAUUCAACCACUAUUUGAAUCAGCAAUUAUUCCUGUGCUUGUCUGUCUGGUAUGUAAGUGGAUGAACCCUUCUUCUGUUUGUGUUUGUGGGGUAUGGGACUAUGUGAACCCCUUUCAUGCAUUUUGGGGGGAUAUAUUCAAGACAAUGUACAUCCCACUGAAUCCAAAGGAGCUUGAGGAGAUGUUCAAGGAGACUGAGGUGGCAAAUAAGUAAAAUGAUGAAGGAAAUUCUUAUGAUACUUUCUGCACUUUACUCUCCAGCUUGGCAAGUCUGUUUCUAUUGUAUCAGAUGGAAAGCUAGGAACACACCGUGUGCAUAACAGUGUUGAACACACUGGUACCAAAGUUUUACAUGUUUGUUAUGUUUGGGGUAACGGAUAAGGGGGAGGUAGUCAGGUAAUGUUACUACAGUGACAGGUCUAACAAAGUUUAAUUUCAAUGUCUGCCCUUCUUACAGGGUUUUUUAAAGGGCUAUAGGUACUGAUAACAUGCUGAUGUUCUCUCAAUCAGUUUUUUUAAAUCACUGCCCUUCCAGGCAUGUACAGUAGUUGUUGCCAGGAUGUGUCUGCUGGGACACGCUGGUCACUAGAGGAAGACAACAGUGGAUGGGAGCUGGACAUAACACUGGUUCUGUGUUUUCUUAUGUGUGUGCCUGCAUGUCCCUCAUAUCUUAUAUUUUUUCUACCAGUCAGCUUGCCUGUGCAACUGUCUCCAUAGAUUAAGACCUCCUGAUGCACUUCAGUAUUCCCUUGUGGUGUGAUAAGGCCAUUUUCUUCUUUUACACUACCGGGUCAGUUCUGUGUACAGUGAAUGAAUUGGCUUCUAUUUAGAUCAUGCACUGUCUGUCUCCCAACUAGCAUCUGAAGGAGUACAAGGCUAUUAGAAAACCAAUGUUAUUAGGACACACCCUUCUCUCUUCCUGUUGUGCUUGACAUAUUGCACUUGUUAUUAGUUGUAGUAAUAAAAUAUGUGAGAAACAUUAAA